GAUCAUUUGAGAGGGCCUUCCAAGAAAGUUUAAAAAUGGAGAUCAUAUCACCUAGGUCUGGAGUUCCUUUUCUCGCACCGUGUAAUAUCAGCACUUUCUGUUGAUGUAUUCAUAAAAGAUUGAACCCCCACAGUGUUACAGACUGCAACGAUUAAUAUAGGUCGAUAGACCUAUCCUAACUACUGAAGACUGAAAUCAACCUUCGGAUAAAGCCGCAUUAUAUAAACUCCUGCGUUAAGACGUUAAGACGUACGGGUAAAUUGUAUGCUAGAAAUUGUAAACUUGAAAGAACCAUAUUAACUUGGAUUGUCUAUGUGUUCUGUUCUGUGGAUUUUUUCUUAUUUCGCAUUGCUGUUUUACCUAUUCAUAAUUUUGUUUUGCAUUACCGUUGGAUUGUUUUACGUAACUGAGCUAGUGGAAGAAUAUAUUGUCACUACGGGCAAGAUAAUACGCUAUACGAUAUAUGCAGAGAUAGUACUUCAUUUCAUUCUUCUGAUAACGGACGAUGUUCCUGUAAUACUUGUACUGACUGGAUUAGUUUGUCAUUGUUUUUACAGUUCAAUGUUAAAAACAUUUCCGGCUUUCCAUUAUCAGUCUUUCAGCUUUCUCGGUAGUGCUUUCAUGUUAAUUAUUCACCACUUAGUUGCAUUUCGUGCAUUUUCAUACAACCCAAGUCCAUUCUCUUACCUCGUAGCGUAUUUUACAUUUUUCUUAUGGGCCGUUCCUUUCCUUUUUUUAAUCUCAUUAUCAGCAAACGAUUUUGUUCUACCACAAACAGUUGAAUAUCAGUUUUCUGUUGAAAGUGAUUAUUUAUUACAGAGUCAACAGAAAAAACAUGAUCUAGUUUCUGCAUAUUUCAAAUGUAAAAGAAAGAGCUUGUAUACAUUUCUUGCUCAUUUACGUGAAUUCAGCAUUCCUUUACGUACCAAAAAGGGCUUCUAACUUUUGGUAAUCGGUUUAAAGUUGAGGCUAAUUAAAUGAUACUCUAUUUUGGUUUUUCAUGAAUAAUCGAAAUCUUGCCUGCAUAGUUUUGUUUUGUCUAUGUACCUUCAUAAUCCUAUUGCAGUCGUUAACGUUUGUACCUAAGUUCCUGAAAAAGAUUUUUUUUUCCAUAAUGUGUAUUUUGACUUACUAAAAUAAAAUUACCUCAGUUGAGUCCACUAUGGCGUAUACUUCUUUUAGCUGCUAUAGAUCCACUGUUCUGUUUUUACUGAACUUCUACUUAUCUACUUAAAGUGUAUUUACAUUAUUAGUGGAUUGUACUGUAAGUUUGUAAAUAAUGUGCAUUCAUGUUCUUAUAUUUAAUGGAAAUUAUUAUAACAAAAAAGUAUGUAGCUGAACAAACCUUUUUUGUGCUCUAGGUUAUACGAAGCCCCCAAAUGCCCUGGUACGGCUGAGAGUGGGGAGAGUCCGCUCUCCCUCUCGAAAUGCUCUC
Molecule: messenger RNA, 1435 nt
Organism: Schistosoma spindalis
Lineage: Eukaryota; Metazoa; Platyhelminthes; Trematoda; Strigeidida; Schistosomatidae
Source: the annotation of a GenBank genome assembly